AUGGAGACUCGUUCUAAAAGGUCCUCUCGGACUCGGCAAGCGGCAUCCACCGCUGGUGGAGUGCGCCGUAUGCGUUGGACAAAGGAUAUGAACGCAAACGCAUUGCGGGCGUACUAUAGGGCGAAAGGGGAAGAAACUGCGGGGAUAGCGUAUCGGUCUCGGAUGCAUUGCUUUUUUGCUGAGCUGGAGCCGUCUAUUCCCGUCACGGAACAAAACCUGGCAGACCGAGUUCGGUACAUCAUGCGCUCGAAAAUAUUUGAUGAUGUCGAGCUCGAACGACUACGAUGUAAGGCCAUUCCCUCAACGAAUGAAUUGGCUACGGCUGGGGAUGUGGCUCCUCAGGCGACAGACCAGCUGCCACGCGUAGAAGCCGCCAUGGAUCUUCCAGUUGUGGUUGAUUCAGACGAUGAUGAAAUGUUCUCCCACGAACUAGAGCAAAUGAGGAGUAUAUUGGAAGAGGCGAUUUUGGAAACGCGCAGCAUGCCUCUCGAAAAUCGACCGCGACUUCCCCGCAUACCCCUAAGCAAGCGAAAUCGGGCUGUCGUGAGGGCUCUUAACCCAAUGCUGGUAACUUAUUUGGAAGCCAGCCGGGACCUUUGCGAGACGGACUCAGUUCUUUUUGGCGCCGCAGUGGCAGCUUGCCGUAUUAUUGGCGCCAAACUUCCCAUGGCUGGACGCGCUACUAAACAAAGUAGCGCCAUCCCAGCCUGGAGAAAAAGAAUUGAGGACCGUAUCGCAAAAGCAAGGGCCCUUAUCGGCAGACUGAUAAGCUUCAGUGCCCUUACGUUCCGGAGCCGCGAUAUCUCUUUCGAACAGCCCGCAGCCCCGGAGCGCAUAGACGACCUGAAGCAAAAGAUUGCUGCUCGGGGGAAGCGGAUUCGCCGAUUUACCGAGAGGUCAAGGCGGUUCAACCAGAAUCGUCUCUUCCAGAGUGAUCAGAAGAGGCUCUACAUAUCAUUGGAGCGACCAGAGGUAUGUGGAGCGGGCCCAGGACCAGAUCAGGCUAACAUUUCAGGAUAA
Molecule: messenger RNA, 1020 nt
Organism: Parnassius apollo (apollo)
Lineage: Eukaryota; Metazoa; Arthropoda; Insecta; Lepidoptera; Papilionidae
Source: the annotation of a GenBank genome assembly